Messenger RNA from Cryptomeria japonica (Japanese cedar), 3119 nucleotides. RefSeq names its product pentatricopeptide repeat-containing protein At2g13600. Gene Ontology annotation, molecular function: protein binding; RNA binding. Bases 105 to 2297 code for a protein of 730 amino acids. The record is from RefSeq and is a predicted model, not a curated record. The transcript has 2 exons. Gene Ontology annotation, biological process: RNA modification. Lineage: Eukaryota; Viridiplantae; Streptophyta; Pinopsida; Cupressales; Cupressaceae.
CAUGGAAGUGAUGGAACCACCUACUUUAAAAUGCACCCUCCAUAAAGCCGCAGCCUAAUAUAAUAGGAUAAAUACAGUUCUGAUAUCGGCGGGUUAAUCAUAGAAUGCCAAACGCUACCCAUCUCAGUCUCAAUAUCACAAAACUCUGCAGAGAAGCCUGCUUGAAAGAAGCUCUACACAUUCUUACUACCUACAAUCUUCCUGUAAAAUAUUCUACAUAUCUUCAUCUAUUGCAGGCCAACAUUGACAAAAAAGCGAUUUCAGAGGGUAAGCAAAUUUACUCGCACAAUGGCGACGUUUGCACAUUUACCCCACAGACAUUUUUACAAAAUACACUCAUCAACAUGUAUGCCAAGUGUGGAAAUUUGGUGGAUGCUCACAAAGUUUUCAAUCACAUGACUCAACCAGACAUCUUCUCAUGGAAUAUGAUAAUUGCGGCUUACAAAAGACAUGGCUUUCCUCAAGAUGCAUUGAAACUGUUUCAGCAAAUGCAACAAACAGUCGUCCAACCAGAUCACUUUACCUUCUCGUGUAUUAUUUCUUUAUGUGCCAGUGUAGCUUCUCUAAAUCAUGGUUUGAAAGUCCAUGGAAAGACAGUCAGAUGUGGAUUUCAAUCUCAUGUUAUAGUCAUGAAUACAUUGAUAGACAUGUAUGCAAAAUGUGGAAGAAUGCAGAAGGCGCGCGAAUUGUUUGCUAAAAUGCCUAAUGCAGAUGUUGUCUCAUGGAAUGCGAUGAUUACGGGCUAUGCACAAGAUGGGUUUGUUGAAAAAGCGUUGGAGGUUUUUAAGCAAAUGCAAUUGGGAAUUGUAAAGUCAAAUGCAGCAACCUUUGCCUGCGUCCUCCCAGCUUGUGUCAAAAUGGGAGUUUUGGGUCAGGGCAUGGAAAUCCACGAGGAUAUAAUUGAAAGAGGAUUGUUAUCAGAUGUUGUGGUUGUGACUGCUCUGAUCGACAUGUAUGCAAAAUGCGAGAGCGUAGAGAAGGCGCAAGUACUGUUUGACAAAAUGACUGAACGAAAUGUUGUCUCAUGGAAUGCAAUGAUUUCAGGAUAUGUAGAGAAUGGGCUAGUUGAUAAAGCCUUUGAGUUUUUUAAGCAAAUGCAGUUGGCUGGUGUAAAGGUAAACUCAGCAACCUUUGCAAUCAUGCUCCCUGCAUGUGCCAAAAUGAGAUCUUUGGAACAUGGUACUCAGAUUCAUCAAAAUAUAAUGAAAAGUGGGUUUUUGUCAGAGGUAGUUCUGAAUGCUCUUUUAAACAUGUAUUCAAAGUGUGGAAAAAUUCAGACAGCGCAAAAAUUGUUUGACAAAAUGCCUCAACGGAAUGUUGUCUCGUGGAAUGCUAUGGUUACAGGAUAUGCACUAAAUGGUAAUCUUAAGGAGAGUUUAAGCCUUUUCAAAGAAAUGCCUCAACGAAAUGUGGUCACAUGGAAUGCUAUGAUUACAGGGCACGCACAAAAUGGGCUCACUGAAAAAGCCUUGGAAUUUUUCAAGCAGAUGCACUUGGCAGGUGUUAAGCCAAACUUAGCAACAUUUGCCAGCGUCCUCCCAGCUUGUGCACAAAUGGGAGCUUUCGAACAGGGUAUGGAGAUACAUCAAAAAAUAAUUGAAAGUAGAUGUUUGUCAGAUGUUGUUGUAAAUGCUCUGAUAGACAUGUAUGCAAAAUGUGGGAGUAUACAUAAGGCACAUCAACUCUUUAACAAAAGACAUCAUCCAGGUAUUAUCUCGUGGAAUACAAUGAUUGCAGGAUAUGCAAUGCAUGGUUAUAGCAAGGAGGCCGUCAAACUCUUUGAAAUAUUGGAACACUCCGGAACCAGCCCGGACCAUAUAAGCUUCAUUUGUGUAUUAUUUGCCUGCAGCCACGGAGGUCUAGUGCAUUAUGGCUGUAAAUUCUUUAAUUGUAUGAGCGACUCUUACGGUAUCACACCCACAAUAGAUCAUUAUGUAUGUAUGGUUGACCUACUUGGCCGUGCUGGCUAUCUAAUGGAAACCCUAAACUUUAUCAUCAAAAUGCCAACAAAACCUGAUGCGGUUGUGUGGAAGUGUUUGCUUGGUGUUUGUAGAUCAUAUAAACAUCUGAGUCUAGGAGAAUAUGUGGUAACACUUCUUUUUGAGUUGGAACCCAAAGAAGCUGCACCUUAUGUUCUGCUGUCCAAUAUAUAUGCAGAAGCGGGCAUGUGGGUUGACACUCAGAAAGUGCGGAAACUGAUUAAAAAUAGCAGAAUUAAAAAGGUACCUGGAUGCAGUUGGAUUGAAGGUCAUAAAAUGCUACAUGCUUUUUGUGUAGGGGACAGAUUACACCCAUAAGUCCUGGAGAUCCAUGCAAUGCUGGAAAAAUUUGUCUUCAGAGAUGAAUGCAGCAGGUUGUAUCCAGGAUACAAAAUCUUUAUCGAAUGAUGUGAAGGUGGAGAAGCAAUUACUCAUUCGCCUUCACAGUGAGAAGUUGGGUUCCACAACUAUCAUAAAAAAUCUUUAUUGAUGUGGUGGCAGCCACACUGCUACAAGUUUAUCUCCGAAAUUGGUACAAGAGAAUUUGUUGUGAAAGAUACGGUUCUUUUCCACCAUUCCAAACGUGGAGAGUGCUCUUGUGGAGAUUAUUGAUGAUGUUGAGUGAAGCAAGCUAUAAGCACAGGAUUGCACUAUAGCAAGAUAUAUAUGGUUUCAGACCUGCAAUGGAUGCCUGUAAAGCUCUUGACUAGAAAGCUGGAACAGCCAGAAAAUUGGUAGACGAAAAAGGAAAGGAAUUUUUUAACGAAACAGAAAGGUUUCUUAACCACGAAGGAAACGUGAGAGACAGGCCUAUAAUCAAGCAGGUGAUGGUUGUUUAGUCCUACCUUUUCAAAUGCUUAUAUACCAUUUGGGCCUAAGUUAUAUACGCCAAACCAUACAUUAAAAUUCAUAUUUGUGCAGGUGGAAAUGUUUGUUGUUCAUGGUCAAUAAUAUCAAGAAAAUUUAGCAUCAAAUUAAAUAAUCUAUUAGUCAGGUAAUUGAUGGUCUGUAAUUUUGAAAAGUCCACCGAGAUCUUUGGGGAUUUCACAGAUUCCCUAUAUAAUUUCUGUAAAUCUGAUUUGCCAUCCAAGCACAUGAUAUAGGCAAGUUUCUUAUAUAAAAUUCGGAUGUUAGUAUCAA